UAAGCUUUCUCUUGUGUUGUUAAACACCCGGAUGAUUUCCAUAGCGACCACAAAGAAGCAAAGAUGGCGGAGUCAGAGACGAUGAGUGUUGACACCAGUAAUGAGGCUAACGAUGAUCCUCUGCAAGAGUUAACAGACGAUGAGUUGGACAGACUGUUAGAUGAAACUCUGCGUGCAAAUGAGGUUCUGGCAGCAGAAACACAGAUGUUUGAAAAGUUCUUCAAACGAGUUGAACCAAAAGAGCUCCAAGGUAUCCAACUCUCUGUCAACGCUGCUCCGUCCCAAUCCCAACAUGAUGUUGGGGGUCGUGGAAUUGGAAGAAAACGAUCCAAAUCACGUAGCAGCCAUGUCGACAAAAGUCUGAGACUGACAGCAGAACAGAAGUGUGAUAUUGCACAGAGGGAGAUUGAGGAAUUAAGGGAAGAUAUUGACAGACUGAAAGAUGAAUCUGAACGUGUUCUUGACACAUAUAGGGCCAUCAUGGAGGAGGCAGACAUCAGAAUAAAUGAAAUCAAGAAAGCCUCCUAUGAAUUUGAGAGAGAUAUUGUUAAAGGGGCAGUGAACACAAGAACGGGAAAAGUGAUCUCUGAAAGAGUGCUCAAAUAUUUGGAAGACAAAAUCAGAGCUAGGGACACACUUAUUGAGAAGCUCAGAUUAAAGAAUUCAACACUGAAAGUCCAAAAGAAAAAAUUAGCAAUGCAGUUGAAACAGAAAGAGGAGAUGGGUGAGGUUCUACAUGAAGUGGACUUUAAUCAGCUGAAGAUUGAGAAUGCCCAGUACUUGGAGAAGAUAGAUGAGAGAAACCAGGACCUCCUGAGACUUAAACUGAUGGCAGGAAAUACACUGCAAGUGCUCAACACAUACAAGAAAAAACUCAGCACAUUAACACUGGAGUCAACGAGACUUAAAGCUGAAAUUGCAUCAAGAAAUGAUCUGUUGGCCAGAAUUGACAGUGAAACAGUCACUGUAGAGACGGACCGAGCAGGUGCAGAGAAGAUCAAUCGCAAGCUCCGCACACAGCUUGGUGACUAUCGCGUGCCAGAGGUGAUGGAAUAUGUCCGCGAGAGGGCAGACUUGUAUGAGAUGCACAAGAAAGUAAAGAGCUGGGAGAGGAAGGUAGAAAUUGCAGAGAUGGGACUGAAGACGCACAGGAAGGCUUGGAAUCAAAUGCGCAUGGCCAGUCACCAACCAAAUCCAUGGGGAGUCAUGGAAACAGUUUAAUUUUUUUCUUUGAUUAAUUAAGACAAUAUUUGAGGAAAGAGAGAGAGGCAGGGCAUGACAUGGAUUCACCAGUGAAAUGUACCUGUUUUUCUUUUAUAUACAAUCAUAACCAAACUAAUGGGUGACACAGAAACAGUGUAAACAUUGUCCAAACAAUAAACACUGGAGGAGCGGAACAAUAAUACCUUUUAAAAUGAAAGGGACCAUAGGACUGCUCUAAACAUAUUAAAACCAGCUUAAAAUAUCAUAUUUAACAUUAUAUCAUGUAAAGCAUUCAUUUCAGGAUCUACACAGAUCUGUGUUGUAAUGUAAUAGAAAGACAAGUGGUCUUAGCACUGCAAAUAUAUUGACAUACUUUAAUACUGUACUUUUGUUGCAGUGCAGUUAUAGAACUUGUCAAGCAAUAUCCGUAUUGAAACCAGAGUAUGCUUGCAUGGUGAAUCAUUAUCAUUAUUGUCAAGAUGUAUAUUUUGUAAAUAAAAUGAAAUAU
This is a messenger RNA of Lingula anatina, 1711 nucleotides long. Its product is annotated as cilia- and flagella-associated protein 263. NCBI's taxonomy places the organism in Eukaryota, Metazoa, Brachiopoda, Lingulata, Lingulida, Lingulidae. Gene Ontology annotation, cellular component: ciliary basal body; axoneme. Gene Ontology annotation, biological process: cilium assembly. The record is from RefSeq and is a predicted model, not a curated record.